Ceratina calcarata is the source of this 1812-nucleotide messenger RNA. RefSeq names its product DNA polymerase delta subunit 3. NCBI's taxonomy places the organism in Eukaryota, Metazoa, Arthropoda, Insecta, Hymenoptera, Apidae. Gene Ontology annotation, molecular function: DNA-directed DNA polymerase activity. Gene Ontology annotation, cellular component: nucleus; delta DNA polymerase complex. Gene Ontology annotation, biological process: DNA synthesis involved in UV-damage excision repair; DNA replication; DNA strand elongation involved in DNA replication. Bases 213 to 1547 code for a protein of 444 amino acids. The transcript is spliced from 3 exons. The record is from RefSeq and is a predicted model, not a curated record.
UAAAUUUUCUCUGUAUCUAGAAAAUAUUCGAAGUGGUACUAACUAAUUAUAAAUAACCAUUUAACCUAUUAAACAUCCCAUUUUUUGAGUCUAAUAAAAUUGCGAUAAUACAUGGACCAUGUGGUAGUAGCGCCGGUAGCGCCCGGGUGAGAGUGAAAAGCGGCAAUACAACUUUCUGGACCGAUUUAAAGAAACCUCAGGUAAAUAAGAACAUGAUGAUUGACCGCUUAAACGAAUAUCUAGAAACCGUUGGAGGAUACGUAUUCGAUAAUGAUAAAAUCGUGAGUACCUUUCACGAGGUCAUCUUUAUUCGUAAUCAUAAACUUGUAACUUACUGCUGGUUGAGUAAGGAAUUGGAGGUUCAUGUUAAUGUGGCCAAGCAAAUAUUAUGGGAAUUCUGGCAGAAGUAUAAAGAUGACAAAGACUUUGAUUGCACUGUGUUAUUGAUUGGCAUUUCGGAAGAUGAUGGGAUGCAUGUACAAGUCGUGAGGCAGAAAGAUUUGGAUGCAGCUAAGAAGAAGUAUAGGCAAGUCAUAUCUGAACAUGUUUACAGUAUUCAGAAGGUACUCCCAGACAUACAAUUGCUUGGACUCACUGAUAAGGGGGAUGUCAAGUACAGUGCAAUCAAAUGCAUUGAAAACAAUGUGCGUACCGACGAAGAAGUUCACAAAUUAUGUUGGGGUGCUGCAGCCAAUCAAAUACAACCUGUCUCACGAGAGAAGGUACAAGAAUGUGAUAAAGAAAAGGUAGCAAGUCCAGAGGAAAAGAAACAGGACAAAAAGAAGGGUGCAGAUAAGAAAGGAUUCAAUAAUUUAUUUGGGAAAACUGUUAAUAAGCAGAAGAAUCCACCUGCAGCGUCCAGCGCUGAUAAAAUGGAAAUAGAAUCUUCUAAUCAAACGAAGGAAACGUCAAAGAACACUGCAAAGGUAUCAAAGAAAGCUCCACAAAAGGGUGGAUUGAGUAGCUUCCUGCAACAGGGCAAAAGCCAAGCAAACGAAGAUUCUACUCAGAAGAGUAAGACUGCGGAUUUUUCUGAGAAUAACAAAGCUACAAAUUCUUUUGAGAAGAACCAUAUUACGAGCCCGAGAAAGGAAGAGAAGAUACCGGAAGAAACAGUGAAGAACACGAAUAAACCUAAAAAUGUUCGUGGCAGAAAACGUAAUCGAAGCAAGGAGGUGAACAGCACUGCAAAGAGAAGGAAGCGUAUUGCGAUUCAGAGUGAUUCCAGCGAGUCUGGAUCUGAUCAAGAAGAAGAAAAAGAAGAUGAGUUGCCGCCUUCGCCCGAACGCGUUUCACCUCCAAAGGAACGCUCACCUUCGCCUCCCAAACACAAAGUGGAAUUUGGAAAACGCAAGGUUUUAAAACUGGUGGACAAAACGUUUGAAGAGGAUGGCUUCCUUGUUACGAAGAAAGUGCAUGUUUAUGAAAGUUGCUCUGAGGAAGAACCGGAACCGGAACCGGAAGUGAAGCUGAAAUCUAAAGCUGACUCGAAAACAAAGAAGAAUACUAAACAGACUUCUUUGAUGAACUUCUUUAAAAAAUCUUAGUCUCUUUAGACACUAUCAUUGCACGCGAACUACAAGAAUAAGAACUGGUAAGAAUUACUAAUGCAAGUCUUAUCUUAAAAUCGAAAGUAUUUUCUAUGAAAUUCUCACAUGAGAUAUUAAUGCUUAUUCUCUCCCCAAAUAUAGUUAUCUGAUAAGCUAUCAAAAGUGAUAUCAUCUACACGCUAGACCGUGCAUAUGAGUAAUAUCUGUUAAAGUGUACAAGUAUAAAGUGCCUUACGUUUAAAUAUAAUUUGUUCAAUUGUCA